Messenger RNA from Xyrauchen texanus (razorback sucker), 4525 nucleotides. RefSeq names its product G protein-activated inward rectifier potassium channel 1-like. Bases 583 to 2205 code for a protein of 540 amino acids. The record is from RefSeq and is a predicted model, not a curated record. Gene Ontology annotation, biological process: regulation of monoatomic ion transmembrane transport; potassium ion import across plasma membrane. Lineage: Eukaryota; Metazoa; Chordata; Actinopteri; Cypriniformes; Catostomidae. Gene Ontology annotation, molecular function: G-protein activated inward rectifier potassium channel activity. The transcript is spliced from 3 exons. Gene Ontology annotation, cellular component: plasma membrane.
AGAUAAGUUUCCCUUAUUUGACGGGGCUGGAGAUGGAGUUUCAGAGCAGGAGGCGCGCAGUGCGCAGUAACCGAGAACAGUGAAUAAACAUCAGAUGACAGAUCUCAGCGCAUGCCAGCUGCGAGGAACGGCAGAGGCGGUGAGUUAAGACUUGGACAAGAUCCUUGGGGCGUCUUUUCAAAUUGGAGUACACCUGGUGAAACAGGAGGAGUGAAUGAAGGUGGAAGAGGGUGCCAACGCACAAGUGCUAGACUGCGCCAAACCAAUCUGAGAUUACAAAUGACUCAGAGCCGUAUGUUUCCACCUUUUACAGCCUCGGCUGAGUGAGUAUUCUUGAGUUAUGUGGAUUUGGAGAAGAGAAGGAGCUCUGCGUCGCUCCAUCCCAAGAGAAGCGCGCUAUUGUUGAGAGACGCGCGGAGAAGCUCCUAAAAAGAAUAAACUCGCUCCAGAUUGUGACUUUUUAAUAAUCUGCUCAGAAAUGAGGGAGAGUUGUGUGCUUGAGGUGUGAGGAAAGACGAACAUAUUUAGUCCUGAACAAACGCGCAAAAACACUGAUAUAUUUCGGGACAACUUUUGGGGUGAAUGAUGUCAGCGUUGCGGAAGAAAUUUGGGGACGAUUAUCAGGUGGUGACCACCUCGUCCAGCGGCGGCGGGUUCAACCAGGCGGCCCCCGAGAAGAGAAAGAAACGUCAGCGCUUUGUGGACAAGAACGGCCGCUGUAACGUCCAGCACGGGAACCUGGGAGGAGAAACCAGCCGGUACCUGUCGGACCUGUUUACCACUCUCGUGGACCUCAAAUGGCGCUGGAAUCUGUUCAUUUUCAUCCUUACCUACACGGUGGCGUGGCUCUUCAUGGCCUCGAUGUGGUGGAUCAUUGCCUUUAUACGUGGAGACCUUUACCAGGCCCACGAUGAUAAGUACACACCGUGCGUGGCCAAUGUGCACAACUUUCCCUCCGCUUUUCUCUUUUUCAUCGAAACCGAGGCCACUAUCGGCUACGGUUACCGGUACAUUACAGACAAGUGUCCGGAGGGCAUCAUUCUGUUCCUCUUCCAGUCCAUCCUGGGGUCUAUAGUGGAUGCUUUUCUCAUCGGCUGCAUGUUCAUCAAGAUGUCCCAGCCGAAGAAACGGGCAGAGACGCUGAUGUUCAGCGAGCACGCAGCAAUAUCCAUGCGCGACGGCAAACUGACCCUCAUGUUCCGCGUCGGUAACCUGCGGAACAGCCAUAUGGUCUCCGCGCAAAUACGCUGCAAACUACUCAAAUCCCGUCAAACUCCUGAAGGUGAGUUUUUGCCUCUGGAUCAACUUGAAUUGGACGUUGGUUUCAGUACUGGAGCCGACCAGCUCUUCUUGGUGUCUCCUUUGACGAUAUGCCACGUGAUUGACUCCAAGAGCCCAUUCUAUGACCUGUCGCUGAGGUCCAUGCAGACAGAGCAAUUUGAGAUUGUGGUUAUCUUAGAGGGGAUCGUGGAGACCACUGGUAUGACAUGCCAGGCGCGUACCUCAUACACAGAGGACGAGGUUCUGUGGGGACACCGUUUUUACCCGGUCAUUUCUCUGGAGGAGGGUUUCUUCAAGGUGGACUAUUCACAGUUCCACGGCACUUUCGAGGUUCCCACACCUCCACACAGCAUUAAAGAACAAGAGGAGAGUUUGCUCCUGUCCUCGCCUCUGACAGCCCCCUCCCUGUGUCACAGUGCAGGCGGGGUGACGGAGGGCAGCGGCAUCCUGGAGGGUCUGGAACUCCAGAGCGAUGCAGAAACGAGCACCAUCAAUAUAGCAACCCCCAUGCUCACCAACAAACUGCCUGCCAAACUUCAGAGGCUAACAGGGCGGGAUGUCCUCAUCCGGGACGGGAUGCCACGAAAGCUUCUGCGCAUGAGCUCGGAGAUCACCUACAACCUGGGCGACCUGCCUGUCAAACUCCAGCGCAUCAGUUCAGCUCCAGGAGUGGCAGAGGAGAGACUUCACCCAACCAGUUCUGUAUUUAGCCCCAUGGAGGACAGGCUAGCUCCUAAGAUGGGCUUGGUGGGCGGAGUCGAACCCAUCAGCCAAUCAGUGACAGAUCUACCCCCAAAACUGCAAAGGUUGGCUGGAGGGGUUGGGGUAGGUGGAGUCGGAAUCGGAGGGAGAAUGGAUGGCCAUUUGCCUCCCAAACUGAGAAAAAUGAAUUCCGAGAGGUUCACGGGGUUAAGUUUUAAAUGAACAGACUUCUGCAUAUACAUGUUCUGCCCAUUUACCUCUUCUGAAAUUGCAAUGCAGUAAAAUGGACAAUCUACAUUAUAGCCAUUUAUAUAUGGAUCAAAUAUUAGAUCAAUGCUAAUCCUCUGCACAAUCUGGCAUGUUUUAACCACAAACAGCAUGAAAGAAUUCCUUUUCAACACCUAAUUAUAGGGAGUAGAUACUAUAACGAUAUUUAUCAAUGAUUCAGUAUAUAGUCUUACUGUAUAUUAGCCUAAUAGCCCAACUUCUCUUGGGGGCUUGCCUAUACUAUAUAUUCAAAUCUUAAAGAACAUCAAUGCAAUUAUCAGUGUUCAAUAUCAGUGAUCCCUGAUAAUACAUGACAACUAUAACCAAUGGCGAUUAGCCUGAGUUAGCCAUUUGGGGUUUUAUCAAUGGAUUGGUUAUUGUGGUUCACAAUAAAACAUUGAGAGAUCAGUUGCUCUGGUCUUUAAACAUUUUGGGGCAUUUACUGAAAUGUAAUGAAUUUUUGGAUGACUCAGGUUAUGUUUCAUUUUUGUAAUCUAUUGCAUGAUCUAUCAUUUCAUAAUCUAGCCAGAUUAUCUCAUGUUGCAGAUUAAGCCUUAACUAUAAGUUGCCAGAUACACAAUACUGUAAAAUACCAAACAGGACAGCCCAAAUGUCGACAAGUAUUUUAUAAAGAAAUUAGACAAUGUGGAGUUUUAAAUUGUCACUUUUUAAGCUUUUCUUAAGGUGCGUACACACUGCCAGCGACUUUGUCGCUGCAGGUCGCCAGUGGCUGGCGGUGAAGUCACUAGUGGGCGUUCCCACUACUGGUUGCCUAGUAACGUUUAUAAAUGACACUCAUGGAUGUCAUUACAUUGCUGUUGACAGCAAAUCUCUUUUCUUGCCACUAAAAACAAACAUUUUGGAGGGAAAAGACUAAAUAUAAAUGGAAUCAGUACAUAAAAUGCUUUAUAUCAAAGAUGAAUGAGAAACAAGGCGUGCUGUUUGCCAUAGCGGCGGUUUAUCUGCUGCGAAAACGCAAAUGCCGGUCUGUCUGGGUCCAUAAAAUCCCUGCGAUCUCAGAUACACCUUUCCACGCAGUAUUUUUCUUAAAAAUGUCCUUGUACAUGGGAAGAGACAUAUCAUAGAGCACUGGAAAAUUGCUAACAGCAAGAAUUAUCCUUUCAUCCAUCUUUCCAUUACUACAGGAGCUGAGAGAGAGAGAGAGAGAGAGAGAGAAGGAUCACGUGAGCUCUCCCGUCUUCUCUCCUAUUGGCUGUCGCUUCCGUAAGUCACUCUUCAUUUCAAUAAAGUUGAACUUGUUGUCUCAACUUUGUCGCAUCGCUGGACACGCCCACAUCUAGUCUCCAACGGUCGCGACAGUUCGUGUCGCCGGAAGUCGCUGUGCUCUCAUUGAAAAUGAAUGGGAUGGAGUCGCUGUCUCGCGCGAUGUCGCAGGCAGUGUGUACACACCUUUAGCUGUCGAAGAACAAGUCUUUUAGGAUCGCACAGUAUUCUACAUUUGGCUCCUAAUACUUAACCGAGUUUAUAUAUGAUGUUUGUCGAUGAUCGUUUUUUGCUGUUCUCCGUUUAGCAUUUUAAACUUGAAACAUUGAAACGUUCAAAUAUUUUCUGGACCUGAAUAACUUGAGUAUUGUGGACAGAUGGGUUAAAGUGGGAAAAACCCCCAUCGAAGACAGAAAUGAGCACAAUGGAUGUGUGUAUAUCAGUUUGACCAUGCUUUUUAGAUUUUGAAGAACUUGUCAACGUUGUUAUGGCUUUGUUAAACUCUUGUGUUUGAAAACCGAAGCAAUAAUAUUAUAAAUUGCAGUGAAACCGCUGGCUGGACAAAUCUUGUACCUUGUGUUACGUUAACGUUAAACGGUUUGACAGUUUUCUUAUUGUGUUUAUCUCGAUAGAUUCUAUUCUACUUCUGACAAAUAUGAGAACAGCAGUUGGAGUGAUUAAUAAUACUGUAGUAAAUGUGUUGUGAUGUUUAAUAUGUCUGUUAUAAGAGGAAGCUAUUGAAGGAUGAAUGUCCAUCUGAAGCCAUCACCACAGUAAGUCCAAGUUCAGAGUGGACUGGCCUAUGUUUAAAGCCUUUCUGCUCAUUAGUAUUGGCAGAGGUCUUCCCCACAAAUAAAGCAGUUUGAUCUGGUUUGACCCUGCUGUGUUGAUGCUGCUCUUUGGAGGAGUCACAUGGAUCGAUUCAGUAGCCUUGGGAUUUCUGUCCUUUUACUGCUGUUCUGAAGGACUGUCUAUUUUCCAUGUGGGAAACAUUUUAUAUUCUAUAAAAAACAAAUGUCUAUUUGUAAUCAGUAUUCCAGUGCAGCAAAAC